AUGGCCUCGGAGAAGAACGUCGAGCAAAAUAUUGUACCAGAUGAUGCUCGCUCGCCAAUUGAUGCAGAACAAAAGAAUCUGCCCGUUUCCAAAGGUCGAAAUAAUGGCGAUGCCGCUUUGGAACUCCUCAAAUCCACUGGAUCACUGCAGCAGCCUCUUGACCCAGCGCGAAAUCGCCGCCUUGUUCGGAAAAUCGAUCUCCAUAUCAUGCCCCUGAUAUGCAUUGUUUAUUUCCUACAGUAUAUCGACAAGGUUUCUAUAUCCUACGCAAGUGUCACCGGACUGAGAGAGUCAGCCCAUCUUCACGGCAAUCAAUUUAACUGGGUUGCAUCGAUAUUCUUCUUUGGACAACUGGCAUUCGAGUUUCCCACCAUCCGUCUUCUGCAGAUGUUCCCAUUGGCCAAGUAUGUGGCUGUCAAUGUCACUAUCUGGGGAGGGGUGCUUGCUGCGCUAGCCAGCUGCAAAACUUACAGUAGCUUGUUGGCCUGCCGAUUUCUUCUGGGGGCUGCUGAGGCCACUGUGGUCCCUGCUUGGGUACUAUUCACUUCUCAAUGGUAUCGUAAAGAAGAGCAAGCGUUUCGAGUAGGCAUAUGGUUUGCCGUAUGUGGUCUUGCCCAGAUGCUUGGGGGGUAUUUUGCAUAUGGAGUGGCAAAACAUGUCGGCGGAGAUGUGAACGCUGCUUUGGAAGGGUGGCAAGUCAUCUUCCUUUUCCUCGGUCUCCUUACUGCCGUGGUUGGAGUGAUUUUUUGGUUUGUCCUCCCUGAUUCACCUGCAACUGCAGGUUUUUUGUCGGAGGAAGAGAAGCUUCUUCAUAUUGAGCGACUUCGAGGAAACGAGCAAGGCAUCGGCAGUAAGGUCUUCAAGUGGGAUCAGUUUUGGGAAGCCGUGAAAGAUAUCAACACCUGGCUGUAUGCUUUCUGGGUCUUUGCGGCCAACAUCCCCAACUCCAUCGCCACCAGUUUUGGCAAUAUCUUGGUCACCGGAAUGGGAUACAGCAAGCUCAACUCUCUCCUCCUUGUCACCCCUCUUGGAGCAUAUGAAGUUGUCGUCCUUAUCGGAGUUACCUACAUCGCCAUGCGCACCGAGCAGAGACUAUGGUGCUGUAUCGCAACACAUAUCCCAUCUAUCGUCGGCGCAAUCUUGAUGGCUACCACCGAGAAAACCCCUGCUCUCAUCGGCUACUACCUCAGCGGUGGCAUUCCCAUCGGCUGGACCACCAUUCUCGGCCUCCAAGCCAGUAACGUGGCAGGCUCCACCAAGAAAAUCACCGUCACCUGUAUCGGCACCAUCGCGUAUACCAUUGGCAAUAUCAUUUCCCCUCAGACCUUCCAAGCUAAGGACGCACCUCGAUACCUACCAGCAAAGAUCUCCAUUUGUAUCUUGUACUUCCUCAUCACCGUGGACUUGUACCUCAUCCGACUUGUGUACACGCAUCGGAAUAAGAAGCGCGAUGCAGCAAGGGAAGCGCUCGGUGCCGAACAUACGGUGGAGAAGAAUCAUGAAUUUCAGGACUUGACAGACAUUCAGAACCAGGAGUUCAGAUACUCGCUGUGA
Exophiala bonariae is the source of this 1554-nucleotide messenger RNA. RefSeq lists its product as uncharacterized. NCBI's taxonomy places the organism in Eukaryota, Fungi, Ascomycota, Eurotiomycetes, Chaetothyriales, Herpotrichiellaceae. Bases 1 to 1554 code for a protein of 517 amino acids. Gene Ontology annotation, biological process: transmembrane transport; allantoate transport; tripeptide transport. The transcript has a single exon. The record is from RefSeq and is a predicted model, not a curated record. Gene Ontology annotation, cellular component: plasma membrane. Gene Ontology annotation, molecular function: dipeptide transmembrane transporter activity; allantoate transmembrane transporter activity.